Morus notabilis is the source of this 1461-nucleotide messenger RNA. Its product is annotated as enolase. NCBI's taxonomy places the organism in Eukaryota, Viridiplantae, Streptophyta, Magnoliopsida, Rosales, Moraceae. Gene Ontology annotation, biological process: glycolytic process. Gene Ontology annotation, molecular function: phosphopyruvate hydratase activity; magnesium ion binding. The record is from RefSeq and is a predicted model, not a curated record. Gene Ontology annotation, cellular component: phosphopyruvate hydratase complex. The transcript is spliced from 14 exons. The coding region runs from base 1 to 1461 and encodes 486 amino acids.
AUGGUACAUUUAGUUAUACACUUGCCUGAAGAAGCCAUUCGAGGAGGACCAGUUCACUUAAGAUGGAUGUAUCCAUUUGAACAUUUUCUUGGAUCGCUAAAGAAAUAUGUCAAGAAUCGUGCACAUCCUGAGGGUUCGAUUGCUGAGGCAUACAUUGUGAACGAAGCUCCGACUUUUUGUUCAUUGUAUUUAACUGGAAUUGAUUCACGGUUUAACCGACUGGCCAGAAAUUGGAUAGACGAUGAAGAUCGUAUUGUUGAAAAGAUUUCUGUAUUUGAUACUCGCUGUCGGCCAAUUGGGAAGAUGCCCCCCGUCACAUUGGAUACUCAUUUACGAGAGAAAGCCGAGUGGUGCGUCCUACAUAACUGUCCAGAAAUUCAGCAGUUCAUUGAUGACCAUAGGAAGGAGAUUGAUGGCGACGGUGGAAUCAUACCAUUAGAUGAAAUUCAAUCGAAAGAGUUUCCAAAAUGGUUUAAGAAUAAGGCUGUUGAGUAUGUAAACACCGUCAUUGCUCCCACAUUGAUUGCCGAGGAUCCAACCGAGCAGGCUGCUAUUGAUAACUUGGUUAUUCAAAAACUUGACAGAACUUUGAACAAGUGGGGUUGGGACAGUCGUAAGUUAGGUGCAAAUGCGGUAUUGGCAGUGUCGAUUGCGGUAUGCAAAGCAGGUGCUCAUGUCAAGGGAAUCCCUCUCUACAGGCAUAUCUCAAACCUAGCCGGUAACACUAAGAAUAACUUGUCGUUGCCUGUUCCUGCUUUCAACGCCAUCAAACAUGCUACACAUGCAUGCUUCUUGAAGAGUUCAUGCUUCUACCCUUUGCGGGUUUCACGUUUGUUGAGGCUUUUAAGAUGGGUAGGGACUGUGUAUUACGACCAUAUACAGGCUCCAUUUUUGGAGGAAUAUGGUAGAGAUGAAAUUAAGGACCAUGAUGAAGGCUCUCUCUCGCCUAAUAUUCAGGUUUUUAUCGGAGUGGAUAUGGCUGCAUCUGGUUCUGAUGAAACAAUGGAUAAGGCCUACAAGCUUAGCUUGCUUAAAGAGGUGAGUAAUCUGCGUGAGACUGUCAAUGUAAUGAGACUUGGCGAAACGGAGGAUGACUUCAUUGCUGAUCUUUGUGUGGGUUUGGGAGCGGAUAUAAUUAAGAUAGGAGUCCCCAUUAACCAUGAGCGCUUGAAGAUGUAUAACCAGGUUUUUAUCGGAGUGGAUAUGGCUGCAUCUGGUUCUGAUGAAACAAUGGAUAAGGCCUACAAGCUUAGCUUGCUUAAAGAGGUGAGUAAUCUGCGUGAGACUGUCAAUGUAAUGAGACUUGGCGAAACGGAGGAUGACUUCAUUGCUGAUCUUUGUGUGGGUUUGGGAGCGGAUAUAAUUAAGAUAGGAGUCCCCAUUAACCAUGAGCGCUUGAAGAUGUAUAACCAGCUUUUACAAAUUGAGUGCGACUUUCUACGUGAUCCGGAGUAUGUUUGA